CCUCCCGCUCUUUUUUCCAACAAUGUCGUUAGGGAUUUUGUGGCGAUGGAGGUGGUGAGUAGUUCCGAGAGCCCGACGUCGUCCGCGAGUACGUCCACAGCCGCGACGGCGUCUCUGCCGUCAUCGUUGAAAUCCAGGCGGCCGAAAUAUUCUAGAUUCACGCAGCAAGAGCUUCCAGCUUGCAAGCCCAUGCUCACGACGGGAUGGGUGAUAUCGAUUUUCAUGGCUGUUGGUGUACUGUUUAUUCCACUUGGAGCCUGCGCUUUGAAUUCGUCCAAGAAGGUUGUGGAGAUCGUCGAUCAGUACGAGACUGUUUGCAUCCCUUCUGCUGGAACAAAAGAAGCACGGGUCCAAUACAUCCAGGACAUCUCCACCGCCAAAGCUUGCACUAGACAGCUCCUGGUCACUAAGAACAUGGCCCAGCCGAUUUAUGUCUACUACGAGCUUCACAACUUCUUCCAAAACCAUCGGAGAUAUGUAAAGAGCAGGAGUGAUCAGCAGCUUUUAUAUGGAAAUGCAAGCGAGAGCAGCAUGGCCAACUGCGAUCCACAGAGGCUCCUCGCUGGGAAGCCCAUUGUGCCGUGCGGGCUCAUCGCCUGGAGCCUGUUCAACGAUACAUACUCGUUCAAGCUCAACAGUGUGGCUCUCGCAAUCAACAGGAAGGGCAUCGCCUGGGACAGCGAUCGCAAAGACAAGUUUGGUGGCAGUGUUUAUCCUUCCAACUUUCCAAACAAUUAUCCCGCGGCUACAAACGGUAGCAUCAUUGGUGGAGCAAGCUUAGAUCCCAAUACUCCACUAAAUGCGAAUGAGGAUCUCAUUGUGUGGAUGCGAACUGCAGCACUUCCGGUGUUUAGGAAGCUGUGGGGGAAGAUUGAGCGCGAUCUCUAUGCCGGGGACUUGAUCACCGUGGACAUAAACAACGUCUACAAUGUCUACAGCUUCCACGGUAAGAAGAAGCUGGUCUUGGCAACCACAAGCUGGCUGGGAGGCAAGAACCAUUUUCUGGGAAUCGCUUAUCUCGUUGUUGGUGGCUUGAGCAUUGCGAUGGCGAUGGUAUUUGUAGGAAUUCAGAUAAAGUGUCCAAGGCCUCUCGGUGAUCCGAGCUACUUGUCAUGGAACAAGAACAAGGGUCGCGACUUAAACACGAGUCCAGCCACUGGAGUGCACUUUGAGGAGCGGUCGCUUGCAACAGGAAAUUGAGUGAUUAAAUCCUUUAUUUGCUAGUUGGAGUAACGCAAAUCUUUCUCAGUUGGAACCUUUUCGUGGUGGGGUUGCUCGCAUGAGUGAGCUAGAUUGCGACGAGCGGGAAAUUUGAGGCUCGAUCCUCUAGAGUGAGCAAUUACCGCAGGUAGUUCCUUUUGCAAAGCCACUACCAGAUCUAUCAGCUGGUGGAAGUCCAGAAGGAUGAAUUAUGCGACUUUCAUGGGUCCAAAUGUUGUGAUGCGUAAAAGCAAUUUCUUCUUCCUCAUUUGUCUCCUCAGAAGUAUGGGAGGGUUGAAAUACUGUUGUGUUUGAAUGAUGGUUUUAGCACAAGGUACAAUAAAGAGAAAAGUAGUU
Selaginella moellendorffii is the source of this 1557-nucleotide messenger RNA. RefSeq names its product ALA-interacting subunit 3. NCBI's taxonomy places the organism in Eukaryota, Viridiplantae, Streptophyta, Lycopodiopsida, Selaginellales, Selaginellaceae. The transcript has 9 exons. Bases 46 to 1200 code for a protein of 384 amino acids. The record is from RefSeq and is a predicted model, not a curated record. Gene Ontology annotation, cellular component: plasma membrane; endoplasmic reticulum; Golgi apparatus.